AUGGCUGAAGUUACGACUGCUACUCGCAACUUUGUGCAGCAGCAGCAGCAGCAGUACCACAAACAGCCAUUGAUGCAGCGUACGAACAACGGCCUCUUCGCUUGUGGGCAUGGUCCCGUCGCUGGAUCCUUGAUCGAGUCUGGCUGGGGCAAGGCUCCCCAGGAAGAGGUAGGGGGCAUGUUGGACACCUUUUCCACAUCUGCGCCGCCUAGCAGUUCCCUUCUUGGUCCCAAGAUGGCUACAUUGGCUGCAGUAGUAGCACAGGGCCACUGCAGCCAACCCUGGCCAAACGCCGAGCUCAUUCGUCCAGACUUGGGGUCCUGGGCUGCAGCAAUUCUGACCAGCAAGGCCCAUGUCGCUGGCACCUCAAUCCACACCUGCGAGUCGCUACUUCGACGCAGCAGUCAGACACUCACCCGCACGCAAGGUACCGAAGCGAAGCUACCAACAGAGCUGGACAACUUGUGCAAGAUACCCAAGACCUUGGCGGCAAUCACAAUUCAAAGGUGCCCGCAAAACGUAGGACGCGACGCAACGCAACGCUGUGCGACAACAGUUGAGAGCUAUUCUAUCUACCUUGACCUGACCCUAACGCUACCAGCUCUGUCUGCAUCCUUCCCCCCUUCCGCCAGCGUCGCUCUCUUCUUUGCCCGUCUCGACCUCUAUCAGACAGCAGCAGCCGCCCUCACCACAACCACAACCACAACCACCACCACCACCACCCGCCGACGCCGACGCCGCCUCCGCCGCUGCCCAGAACGCGACGCCCUUUUCCCUCAAAGUACCUCCCCUGUGCCUGUGUCCAUUGCCAGGGAUCCACCCCACCACAAGCAUCCAGAUCUCCGAAGCUUCUCUGCAAGCCCUGCCGCUACCGACCACGCCCACUCCUACGCAACCCUCAACUCGCUGAGACGAACUAGGAAGCUCUGCGCUGCAGCUGCUCGCCGUCCAAAAUGUCAAUAA
Messenger RNA from Colletotrichum higginsianum IMI 349063, 963 nucleotides. Its product is annotated as WW-domain ligand protein. Lineage: Eukaryota; Fungi; Ascomycota; Sordariomycetes; Glomerellales; Glomerellaceae. The coding region runs from base 1 to 963 and encodes 320 amino acids. The record is from RefSeq and is a predicted model, not a curated record. The transcript is spliced from 5 exons.